Molecule: messenger RNA, 4007 nt
Organism: Porites evermanni
Lineage: Eukaryota; Metazoa; Cnidaria; Anthozoa; Scleractinia; Poritidae
Source: the annotation of a GenBank genome assembly
AUGUUGUGCACGUGUCAGUACGACAGCCGAGUCGCUGGAGGAGAAGGUUCGAGAGUGGAGAUUGAUCUGGAAAAGCUAAAAGCAGCAGGAUGGAAUGUGGAAAAGAACGGAAAGAGUUAUAUCAUGGAAUCUCCUCCGCCCGCGAAGAAACGUUUUCGUUCAACGAAAGAAGUGGCAGAGUUUUUGAAAAGUGAAGACGAUUUUUUUGCCUUCUCUCGGUGCAGUUGUGGUGCAUCAGCAGCUCCAACGCAAGAAUCAAGCGAGUCGGAUGAAGACACGGACUACAGCUACCGCCCUGAUACAGAAGAAGAAGGAGGAAUGUCCAGUAACUUUGAGGACACACCAAGAAAAGUAGAUUCCUCCACGGCAAUUCCUCCAGCCGAAAACGUGGUCAAAAGGUGACAAAUUAUACUUUCUUUUGUCAUUUAUAUUUUCCAUUAUUCGCAGAAAUCUUGCGUUUGCAAAGUUAUUCUCAUCUGUACGAUAGAGUGCAUUUCUCUUACAUGAGAGUUGUGAUUGCUAUGACUUAGCAUACACAACUAAAAGAUGAGGCCGAUGCUAAGUUUUACAGUUUUUCAUUCUGUUGGUUUGCAUGUUUUACCAAUAAUUCUGCAUUGUCAUGUAAAAUACCGGCAUUGCUACAAUUGCUAUUUUUCUCCUUCAUUCAUUUAUGGCAUACGUUUCUUUUCUGUGUGAGAUAGUACGAGAUACCUUUUCUUCUAUGCAAUAUUCCUAUGAGUGGUAGUGCAAGCAAUAUUCUUAUACCACAAAAUUGUGAGCCAUAGAAAGUUUUCAUUAUAAUUAUGAUACAAAGAAAACUGUAGUCCUGAAUUGAAUAGCACGUAAGGCUCUGCUCUAUGUCAAAAUAGUUAUAAUAUUUAUUGAUAUCUUUUAUCCCUUCAUUUCUGCGUGAGAUAUUGCUCAUUUUGUUCCUGUAUUUUUGUGCUAAUGUUUUCCAUUUCCCCUUUUAAAGAACAUGAUCCCAUGAUUUAUAGGAUAUUUUUUACUCAUUAUUUUAUUUAGAAUAAAUUUGCAAAGUCAAGAGGGCAUUGAACUGCCCAUCAACUAUUUUGUUGGGAUGACAAACCAGCUGGGCAGUCUUUUGGACCAGUUAAACUCUACACGUCGCUGCGCAACUCCAGGAUGUAAUGGUAAGCAGAAUAAAAUUUUUCAUCUAAAAUGUAAUUGCCUUGUUCCAGUGAUUUUAUUACCUCUGAAAAAUGCGUCCCUGAUGGAUGAAAAUCCUCAGUGAAGCAAAAUUUUCAUAUGCCUCCUGUACGAGGCAAAGAUCAAAUGAUUGACCUGAAUUUGUGUUUGUUGGAAGUCUUGUUAGGGGGAUUUCUGGGCGUUCUUGUGGCUCAUGUUAAAUGAGGCUUGUUUCUUUUAGUCUUUGUUGUGCUUUACAAAAGGAGGAGUUUUAUUUUAUUUCAGUGAACUGUAAUACAGGGGAGCUCAUGACUUAUCAAAAGAUGAGUCCCAUGACUCACCAUAUCUAUUUGUUAAAAAUCCACUGUUGUUCUAAGUUAUACACAGCAGACAAACUUGAAACAUUCAAAAUAGUCUUUCAAUAAAGAGUAAUGGCCAAUUUUCCUUUCAACAGGUUUAUUGGUACCAGUUUCCACAGAAAACAAAGGUCUGGGAGGGGCCAUAAAGGUCAUGCUUGCAUGCAAUGGCUGUGGGCAAAGAAUCCAUUAUGCAAGCAGCAUGGUUUGCCUCACGGAACGAAGAAGAAACUGUGUGUCGCUUGCCUUAGGUCUGUGCUUCCUCAUCUGGGGGCAUGGUUACCCUUCCUAUCACAAAAUUCUCAAGUUAGGUUUGGGAAUUCACACCCUUUCUCACGUUAGUUUUUAUAAUAUAGUUAAAUUGGCUCAUCCGUGUGUGAAAUCUGUUUUGGAUGGGAUUUGUUCAAUGGGCAAAAGUGAAAUGAAAGACAAACCCCACUCAGAGCUUGGCAGCUGGAAGAAAGCUGUGACCACUUCUGAUGGCUGCUGGCUUAUUAGGGGACAUCAUAGCCAAUGUUGUACUUUUGUCGUUAUUAAUUNCAUCCGUGUGUGAAAUCUGUUUUGGAUGGGAUUUGUUCAAUGGGCAAAAGUGAAAUGAAAGACAAACCCCACUCAGAGCUUGGCAGCUGGAAGAAAGCUGUGACCACUUCUGAUGGCUGCUGGCUUAUUAGGGGACAUCAUAGCCAAUGUUGUACUUUUGUCGUUAUUAAUUUCUUAACUGGGUGUACGUUAUAUUAUGGUCAUUCUGUUAUGAGGGGUUCAAACAACAUAUGUGAUUCAGAUCUCUGGGAGGGUACUUCAAAGGCAGCCGAGGGUCAUCUAGCUGAGGUCUGUUUCACUAAAGCUAAAGAGGAAGGUAUGGUGGUUGCCAUUAAUUGGCAAGAUGCUGACUCCUCAUCAGCAAAAUCAUUUCGCUAUGUGUUCCCUGAUAACUCCCUUAGCCGUGUCAUGCUUUGUGGAGGUCAUGUAGGUCGUGCACAUGGCAACAACCUUAAGGAAUAUAAGGGGAAAAAGUCUGUGGAUUUGUCUUUUGUGGCCACUCACCAGAAGGAUUGUCCUGAGCUAGGAAAAGCAAAAUGUGAGUGUGCUGGCAAGCGAGCCCACUCGAAAACCUGUGGUUGUAUGUCAGAUGAAUUUCUGGCUAGAGCUAAAAGCAACCACUUUUCAGCACUGAAACAGGCUGGGAAUGACCCAGAAGAAUAUGCCAAUCGUAUGCGUAUUCUGGGGAAAUAUCAUUCCCGUGACAUUCAUGAGUGGAUUGGAGAUGAUGGCAAAACACACAGAUGUCCUUGGCACCCCCCACAUGUUUGCUCUUGUGGCAAAUGUGACAAACAGGAUAGUGUAGACAGUGAAGAUAGUGGAACAGGAAGGCAGGUAGAUCCGGAGGAGGGUAGGGAAGAUAGUGAAGAUGGCAGCAUCGAAGGUAGCGAGGAUAGUGAAGAUAGUGAAGACAGUGAUGGGGAAUACAAUACUAAUUACAGUUGUGAGGGUAAGCCCUAUAAGGUCAGGGGGAGGGCACUUACAUGUGAACUCCACAGCCUUCUCUACGAGAUUGAGUGCAAUCGGAUUGCAGAGAAGGCAACGGAGGUCGUACAUUCAGUAAUGGGUAAGGGCCAUUCCAAUUUACCUGAGAGUAAAUUCAGUGUCCUCACAAAGUUCAGACCUAAGGACACGAACCUCCACCAAAUCCAUUAUGAAGUAUCAACAAAUAUGGGCCUUUGUCAGAGUAAUAUGACAUACCUUAUAAAGCGCAAAGGCACUACUUAUCACUGGGUUUUGGAGUUAUUUGGAAAGAUGGGAUUGCCUACUGUGGAUGGCAUUGAGACAGUGAUUGCAAAAGAAAAUGAAGAAAGGAUGAGGAGACUGGAAAAUCAGAAAACAGAAAGGGCCAAGCAGAAGAGAGUGGCCUUUAAACAAAAGCGUCAGCAAGAACAAAAGAAGAGGUACAGUGCUUGAUUGAGUUGCUAGGCUAUCAUGUUUAUUAUAUUGGCAAUGAAAAUAGUUCAUUUAUUGCACCAGCUAUGCUUUGGGUGAGUUUUGUUCAUUUGGCUGUGGAUUAUACACUGCUCAAUAUCAAUUUGUAUAAUGAUAAAGCUGUAAGAUGUAGAACAUUAAUGUUUUAACCAAUCAUCCCUGUCACUUGAAGUCCAGAGUAUCCCCCCUCUCCCCGCCCUGGGGUCAGUUGUUGUAAUUUUCCUAAACAAAACUUUUUUUCCUUACAAAGACUUUGAUUCUUUUCUCUUUUUCUUUUUGUUGUUGUCUUUCAUCAGGCGUCAAUUUACUAAGCGUCAAAGAAUUGUCCACACCUAUGGAAAUGAGGAUGAUGAGGAUGAUUUGGAUGAAGAUGUGGCCUUGGCAACGGUAUUACAGAGCACCGCUGGAAGUGAAGUCAGUGCAACAGCUGGGCCAUCUAGGGCCAAUUCCAAAAAGUGCGUGUGUGGAGGAACUGAUCAUCUCCGUAGAUCAAGCAUGUUAUGCCCAUUAAAUAAGAGGCAUUCAAAGUGA